Molecule: messenger RNA, 2334 nt
Organism: Rhinopithecus roxellana (golden snub-nosed monkey)
Lineage: Eukaryota; Metazoa; Chordata; Mammalia; Primates; Cercopithecidae
Gene: B4GALT3
Product: beta-1,4-galactosyltransferase 3
Exons: 7
Coding region: 651-1832 (393 amino acids)
Biological process (GO): carbohydrate metabolic process; galactosylceramide biosynthetic process
Molecular function (GO): glycosyltransferase activity
Source: RefSeq, a predicted model, not a curated record
CUCCGCCCCGAGGCCCCGCCCCGUGACGCGAGGCCCCGCCCCCGCAGCGCCCGCUUCCAAGAUGGCGACAGCGAUUCCUGCCCGGCUGUUGGGGUGGCGGUGACGACAGGCAGCAAAAGACCAGCUGGUCCCAGAUUCGCUGCUUGAGUGCUGGAUGGAGCCUUUCUCUGCCCUCUGUGACAUUUCCAAUUUUAGAUAAUGCCUCACAUCUCUGUCCCCCCGGGACCACCUGGAGCCCCCAUGAUCCCUAAGAAGACAGCUUGAACCUACGUGAGUCUAUCUCUUCCCCUCUAAAAUUGGAAGAGGGGUCUCUAGAGACUUUUCUGAAAUGAACAUGGGAUUUGAAUGAUGUAAACAUUUUUGGGGGUGAGGACUGACAGUAGAUGGUGGGAGUGGUUUCCGGGGAGGUAGAGGAGAGUGAAACUUGGGCUGAAGUGACAGGUGGUAGGGUUACUGGUGGUUACAUUCUAUUUUGUUUCCUUGCGUGACUGUGCACCUGUGUGCUCCCUUCUGUGACUUUGUUUUCUGCCUCUUUUUCCUCUUUACUCCUGGCACCACCUUCAACCCUACCUACUGACCUCUCUGCUGGCUUGCUCUCUUCCUGUCUAGCCCUAGAAUUCCCCUCUCCCUCCCUAGAUCUCACCCCCAGGAUGUUGCGGAGGCUGCUGGAGCGGCCUUGCACGCUGGCCCUGCUUGUGGGCUCCCAGCUGGCUGUCAUGAUGUACCUGUCACUGGGGGGCUUCCGAAGUCUCAGUGCCCUAUUUGGCCGAGAUCAGGGGCCGACAUUUGACUAUUCUCACCCUCGUGAUGUCUACAGUAACCUCAGUCACCUGCCUGGGGCCCCAGGGGGUCCUCCAGCUCCUCAAGGUCUGCCCUACUGUCCAGAACGAUCUCCUCUCUUAGUGGGUCCUGUGUCGGUGUCCUUUAGCCCGGUGCCAUCACUGGCAGAGAUUGUGGAGCGGAAUCCCCGGGUAGAACCAGGGGGCCGGUACCGCCCUGCAGGUUGUGAGCCCCGCUCCCGAACAGCCAUCAUUGUGCCUCAUCGUGCCCGGGAGCACCACCUGCGCCUGUUGCUCUACCACCUGCACCCCUUCUUGCAGCGCCAGCAGCUUGCUUAUGGCAUCUAUGUCAUCCACCAGGCUGGAAAUGGAACAUUUAACAGGGCAAAACUGCUCAAUGUUGGGGUGCGAGAGGCCCUGCGUGAUGAAGAGUGGGACUGCCUGUUCUUGCAUGAUGUGGACCUCUUGCCAGAAAAUGACCACAAUCUGUAUGUGUGUGACCCCCGGGGACCCCGCCAUGUUGCUGUUGCUAUGAACAAGUUUGGAUACAGCCUCCCAUACCCCCAGUACUUCGGAGGAGUCUCGGCGCUUACUCCUGACCAGUACCUGAAGAUGAAUGGCUUCCCCAAUGAAUACUGGGGCUGGGGUGGUGAGGAUGAUGACAUUGCUACCAGGGUGCGCCUGGCUGGGAUGAAGAUCUCUCGGCCCCCCACAUCUGUGGGACACUAUAAGAUGGUGAAGCACCGAGGAGAUAAGGGCAACGAGGAAAAUCCCCACAGAUUUGACCUCCUGGUCCGUACCCAGAAUUCCUGGACGCAAGAUGGGAUGAACUCACUGACAUACCAAUUGCUGGCUCGAGAGCUGGGGCCUCUUUAUACCAACAUCACAGCAGACAUUGGGACUGACCCUCGGGGUCCUCGGGCUCCUUCUGGGCCCCGUUACCCACCUGGUUCCUCCCAAGCCUUCCGUCAAGAGAUGCUGCAACGCCGGCCCCCAUCCAGGCCUGGGCCUCCACCUACUGCCAACCACACAGCCCUCCGAGGUUCACACUGACUCCUUCCUGCCUACUUUAAUCAUGAAACCGAAUUCAUGGGGUUGUAUUCUCCCCACCCUUAGCUCCUCACUGUUCUCAGAGGGAUGUGGGGGAACUGAACUCUGGUGCCGUGCUAGGGGGUAGGGGCCUCUCCUCACUGCUGGACUGGAGCUGGGCUCCCGUAGACCUGAGGGGUCCCUCUCUCUAGGGUCUCCUGUAGGGCUUAUGACUGUGAAUCCUUGAUGUCAUGAUUUUAUGUGACGAUUCCUGGGAGUCCCUGCCGCUAGGGUAGGAGCAGGGCUGGACCCCAAGCCCCUUCCUCUUCCAUAGAGAGAAGAGUGAUCUGGCUUCUCCUGGGACCUCUGUGAAUAUUUAUUCUAUUUAUGGUUCCCGGGAAGUUGUUUGGUGAAGGAAGCCCCUCCCUAGGCAUUUUCUGCCCAUGCUGGAAUAGCUCCCCCUUCUGGUCCCGGCUCAGGGGGCUGGGAUUUUGAUAUAUUUUCUAAUAAAGGACUUUGUCUUGCA